Cornus florida is the source of this 2256-nucleotide messenger RNA. Its product is annotated as probable mediator of RNA polymerase II transcription subunit 26c. The transcript has 9 exons. The record is from RefSeq and is a predicted model, not a curated record. Gene Ontology annotation, cellular component: nucleus. NCBI's taxonomy places the organism in Eukaryota, Viridiplantae, Streptophyta, Magnoliopsida, Cornales, Cornaceae. The coding region runs from base 647 to 1672 and encodes 341 amino acids.
CAAAUUCAAUAUGCCUUCAAAAAAGUGACAGAUAACACUUUCUCUCUCUAACUCGCUCUCGUCACGCUGUCCGUUCACACCCAUCUUCAAAACCACAAUAAAACCAAAAAAACAGUGUAAGAGAGAGAAAUAGAGCAUCGAAAAUAUUGCUGCUUCACAGCUCAUCUCUAUCAUCCCAUAACAAUAGAAAAAGAUAAAUAAAAGAAAAAAAAGAAAAUAAAAAAGCAGAGUUUUCAUAUCAGAAUAUGCUCCCAUUUGUCUGUGUAAUUCUCUAGAAAAUUCCAUACGACUCUCCGUCUUCUACCACACUAUGUGCUCUUUAGAUCAGAUGUUUUAUUAUUGUUAUCGCUUUGAUUGGUUGUUCAAUUUUAACGGUUUGAUUGUACUUUGAUUGUUCUGUUUCGGUUCAUCCAUGGACGGAGGGACGGAGUCCCGUACGACGUCGUUUCACACCAAUGAUCUCUGACUCUAGAUCUGAUCCUGUUAUUUCACAAUCUGCUAUUCAAUUCGCUAUAUUCAAAUCUUUAGUUGCGGAUCUUCUCUUUUUCAGAUAGAGAAAGAGAGAGCUCUGAUAUUCAUUGCUAGAGAGAGAGAGAGAGAGCGAGACGAGAAUUGUUGCAGGUUCGUUCGAUUGGGUGUUUGGAAGAUGGAUUUGGAGGAUUUCCGGAUGAUUUUGGCGAAUUCAAGGGUGGAUUUGUGGACGUUGAUUGACACUGCGAUCACCGUUGCUUCGUUGGACUACGGGCACGAAUUGAAGAAUCGGAGAGAUCGAAUCGUCGAGCGACUCUACGCCACCGUCGCUCCACCGUGUCGCAACUGCGACGUUGACCGUCGGACCCCGAACGGUCAGAUAACGAGCAGUCAUGAAGGCCGCAAAAGUGUUUCGCCUUCGACUCCGCAAUCGAUUCAUAGAGAUGAGGAUGGUGAGGAUGAUGAUGAAGAACCAGAUCCGUACGCAGGUUUGUUCGAUGACGAAGAGACGAAAAUUCUCAGAAUCAAAGAACACCUUGAAGAUCCAGACCAGUCUGAAGAUUCCGUGGUUGAAUUGCUUCAGAGCCUUGCUGAUAUGGAUAUAACAUUCAAAGCUCUCAAGGAAACUGACAUUGGGAGGCAUGUGAAUCGACUGCGUAAGCAUUCAUCUAAUGACGUACGCAAAUUGGUGAAACAUCUCGUCAGGAAAUGGAAAGAUUUAGUUGACGAAUGGGUGAAGUUGAAUCCACCUGGUGAACUUGCAUCUUCAAAUCUCAUCGCUGAUGGAGACUCUCCUCAGCAAAACGUACAAAGGAAUCCUCUAAAUUGUCAUCACCAGGUUCCUGAUUUCGGGUAUUCUCCAAAUCCACACAAUGGGAGUUCUGGCUCAGAGAAGAACAAUUCAGAACCAGAACCUAAGCCGAAAGCGAUUCUUCCUCGACGAGAAGCUCCUGUUAAACCGCCCCAUUCAGCUCCUGUUUCUGCCUCUGCUCCUCCCCCAAGUAGACCACAGAGGGAUACAAGUAUAGAUCUUGAAAGGUUGGCUUCAGCAAGGAGGCGGCUUCAUGAGAACUACCAAGAAGCUGAAAAUGCGAAAAAGCAAAGAACGAUUCAGGUGAUGGAUAUUCACGAGAUACCCAAACCAAAGAAUGCCUUCUUUGGAAAGAAUAAAGGUGGCUUUCAAGGAAGGAACCAUCGGUGAUUGGUCACACAGAUAAACCCUACAACGGCCAGAACUAAAACGGAAGGCGGGUUUUGAUCAUACAACAGGGUUUACCAUAAACCGGUUUAUCCUGUUCCAAUUUUUAUCCUUAAAAACUUAUAUAAACAUAAUUUUUAUCUGGCAUUUCAUUUGCUUUUUAAUUAUAACUAAAACUGAAUAAGCUUAUUGAAAUGCAGAAUUUGAGGUUGUCAACUUGUCAUUGCUGGUGUACAUGUGACGUGUCUGUUUAUGGAGCUUCUUGCACCUAGAGAAAGAGCCUUAGCUUUUGGAUCAAGAGUUUAAUGAUUAUUGUCUUGAUCCAUUAGUUGAGGGCUUAAAGUUAAUGAUAAGAUAGUCGCACUCAUUCACGGGAUGUUGAUUUUUGAUUGAGGACAGUUCCUAAGCCGGAAAAAAAAAAAAAAAAAAAAAAAAAAAAAAAAAACACAUGGCAAUUGUUAUUCAAAUGCUUGACUAAAACUAAAAGAAAGUUGUGUUAUGGUGAUUAUAUGACAGCUUUUUUUUAGCUUUAGCCAUUGUGAAAGGAUUUUCUGAAGAAAUAAAUUGGGUUAAAGUUUUUUGUUUCA